This is a messenger RNA of Pelagomonas calceolata, 2075 nucleotides long. The record is from the annotation of a GenBank genome assembly. Lineage: Eukaryota; Pelagophyceae; Pelagomonadales; Pelagomonadaceae.
GUGAGAGCAAAACGUAAGAUCAACGCUGAUGAGAGCACGCUGGACGUAGCAGUGCUCAUCAGAAUGAUGCUUCGAAGUCUCUUGCUCGCUUUGGCAACCUCGCGAUGCGCUGGGGAUGGCAUUGAGGACAGCAAGGCUGCAGAUGAUGCACCGCUCUGGCGGCGCGUCGUCGACGCGGUCCCAAAACGCCUCAGCACGCUGACGUUAACAGAACAACGCGACCGCAUGGCCCUCUGGCAGCGCGGCAUCCACGCACUACCCGAGAAUGUUGAUGUGGGCACCUACGCGCGGCAUGCCCGCCUCCUACCGAUCUUGAGACACCGCGGCGGCGCCGACUGCUCGGAGCAGGGCUGCGACGUCGGCAAGGUCGACUACGGCGCGCUGACGCGGAAGCUCGGCCCCGACUUCGCCGAGGCGCUGCGGGAAAACGAGCGCGAGCACCUCAAGGACUGCGCCAAGUCCUGCGAGAAGUUUUAUUGUGGGGCCGCCCCCUCAAAACCCUGGCAGACGCGGAGCAUCUCCAUGGGGAGCGUGCCGCCGGAGGACUUCGCGCAGGAGUUCGCGUUUCCCCUGGACCUCAUCAAGGUGACACAGGAGCCGAUAGUCUCCAAGGAAGAAGCCGCGAGGGCCAUCGCGUUGGCAAGAGAGGAAAAUGUUGAUAUCAACGAGUACACGUCCGGCAAGUAUAAACUCGGAGGCGACUGGCUCGCGAAGAUGGACAAGACGAGAAAUUGGUUCAAUACUCAACUGGAGGAAAAUAUCUUCCCGGCCAUCGCGGCGAGUUUCCCCGAGGUCGUCACGAACGUCUCUACGCUGCGAGCUCAUAGUGUAGCCAUGCUCAAGUACAACGCGACGCACCCGCGCACCGACGUUCAUAUCGACAACGGUGUCUUGGCUUUGACGUUGGCGCUGAGUCCGCAGACGGACUACGAAGGCGGGGGUACCUUCUUCGAGCACCUCGGCGAAGAUGCGCUCGUGGAAAUGGACGCGGGGCACGCGACGUGGCGGCCUGGCAGUGUCAGGCACGGCGGCCAUAGAGUGUCGAGUGGUCAGAGAUAUAUUAUUGGGGCAUUUUUACUGCUGGAAGAUAGGGUCGAGCACGUGAGGCGGUUAAAGAAUCGCGGUGCCAAGCUUCGACAGAAAGGCGACUUAAAUGGCGCCAUCCGGCACUUCGAGUGGGCGCUGGCCAUCAACGGCAAGUGCGCGACGUGCCUCAAGGAUUUGUCCGAAUUGAGAAGUUCGCUGGCGGACAUGGAGCCCCAGCAACGUAAUGAACAUCUCAAGGAGGCAGAGGCGUUCAUCCGACGGUCGCUGGACCUGUUGCCUUCGGAUUCUGAUGCUCUCUUCAACCUCGGAUUAGUCUUGUCGAAGAAGGGCGAUUCGAAGGGCGCCUUGGAGGCGUACGAGGCCUCGGCGGCGGUGAACGCCGACGAUGUGGAACUGCUCUACAACCUCGCGAUGAAGUACGAGGAGGCAAACAGGAAAGAAGAGGGUAUACAAGCGUACCGCAAGGCCCUGAAGGCGCAGCCGUCCUUCGGGAAAGCUAGAUGUAACCUGGGGGCGGCUUUAGCGGAGAGCGGGGACCUGGACGGGGCUCUGGUCGAGUUCCUCGAGGCGGUGCGCUAUGAUCCUUCCUCUCCGACGCCGUGGCAGAAUUUGGCGGUCUUGUACCACAAGCAGGGUGUUAGUACCGUGCAGGGCCUGGCGCAGUGCGCCUCCAAAGAAGCCGCCGUCGAGAUUAGUAGGACGGCGUCUCAUGCCUUGGGGGAGGCCGAUAACGCUUGGCGGAAGGUCAUGGACUUGGUCGACGACCAGCGCACGAAGCAGGAGACCGUGACGCGGCUCGCGCAAGUCCUGCAGCUGCGGGGCCGCGCCGUCGCGAUCGAGGACCCCGCCGCGGCGCUGCCCCACUUCCUCGAGGCGACGCAGCUGCUCCCGACGGAGCCGAGCGCGUGGGAGGCGCUCGCCAAGGUCUACCACAUCGUCGGGGACGAGGUCAACAGCAAGAAGGCGGGGGCGCGGCUCGGGGUGCUGCGGUCGCUCGCGCCGCAGCGGUAGUAACUACUCGUUGCCCA